UUCAGACAUACAACAUAUAGCAGUUACAGACAGGCAGUUAAUGUAUUGCACUCUUUAUAUAUGUACUCUUCCCAAUAUGUAUUGCAACUGCUAGGUUUUAUUUUAUCUUAUCUGAUGUCCUAGUGAAACAAAAUUCAUGUUGUUGCAAUGAGGGAUUCUAUAGGUCUAUAGUUUUUUUUUCAUACCUUGGAGACUUAGAUGACAUUCCAACUUCCUGAAAACUAUUAAUUGCGAUUCCCUACCUGUACACCAGAUGCCCUCAUAAUCUUUCACUAGACUCCCUAAUUCACCUGCUCACCUGUUCUCAUUUCCCUCAUCAGUCACUCACUACAAAUGCCAGCCCAGAGACUUUGUUCUGCAUUUCUGUUGACCAGUAUCAACAUCUGUUUAUAAGCUCUCAGUAAUGGUGAAAAUUGAAUUAUAACAAUAUGAUUAUGACUUAUCAUUGAAUUGUAACAGGUGCACCCCCAGUUCUUAUUUGGUUUCGACCGUGGAAGACCCAGGUGAGACUGGAUAUCUUUCACUUCAUGAGGCGAUUCACCUGUGGUCUCACGACAGAGCACCACCCUCUGUAUGGCAUUUUCUGCUCGAAAUUGUCCAAUUGCAUUUUUGAGUGGGACCAGGAUGACAUCGGCCGCCUCAAAGAAGCCAAAAGGUCAGAACUGAAAAAAAAGCAUACUGGUCAUGCUCCCACAGAAGUGCAAGUUCUGGCCAACAUCAGCUCCAGUGAACUGGCCAGGCAUUGCAGAAGGAGAACUCGUGGGGUUGAGGAAAUCCGUGGUCUGAUUGACGGAUUGCUGAAGUCCAUGUGGGAGCUGACAGACUCCUCAGGUUUACGCCUGAUUAACCCUGAGAGCAUGGCAAAUGUGUGGGCAGUGCAACAGAAACAUUUGCCAUGCAUCCAAGAUCCACCCGGUGUUGAACUCUACACGAAACGUGGCUCAGGGUUACAAAAGGGAGACAAGGUUCUGGAUGUCUUGAGAUGUGCCAGAGGGUCCUCUUCUGUGGAGAGCUUUCAUCGCCACCAGUGCACCUUUAUCCCAGGCUGGAGAUGUAACGCGAUGCACACUCAAAUGUACAUGCUUGAGGGUGGUUCCAGAUGGAACAUGAACCGAGCCCAUGCAGCUGUGGAUGUGAGUGGUGCAUCCAAUACCAAGAUCUACGACGUCCGCCUGAUGUCAAACCUAAAUGCCCUCAGCAACAGAGUCCUUGGUUGUGCACUCCUGCCAGAAUUCACUCCCCCUGGAAGACCCACUGAUGAGCGUGUUGCUGUGGAAUAUUUGCUGGCUCAGUCUGACAGAGGGGACCUGCUGGGUCCACAACGGCACGGUGAACUUGGCCUCAUUUUGCCAGACCUCCAGGUACAAGUUCAGGAGGAGGAGUGUCUUGAUAUCACAAUAAGUGAUGCAGCUGAGAUUCUCAAUGAGAGCCCACCUGAAGCCCCCCGGUGUGAAGAUGAGGUGGACAAUUCACCUCCUCACCGUCCUCUUCCCCAUGACAACUCACCCAACACAUCAUCCCAGGAUAGCCAAUGUGAUGUGAGAGGUGUUCCUGGUUGGGAGGCGGUUGAUAACUUGGCGGAGUACCUGGUCAACCUCAACCGCACAAUAACUGCGCUGUCAACUGCAGAGGUAGCUGAGAUUGUGCGCCUGUAUUCCAGCCUGGAUGCCAUGGAUAAAUCGCCCUCCAAAUACACUCUCAAAUGCAAGAAGAAGACCUUGACAGGGCCGUGGAGAGCUUCCAGAAAACGUAGUGGCUCUGCACCUGGUCAACAAGCAGCUGAAAGACUAUUUAUGACCCAUGGCCAGGCGGCACAGAGGCCUGAUAUGAACAGAGUCUCUGAAUGUGUUAACAUCAAGCUUUUGAAGGAGUACCAGCAAGCCAGAAAUAGGCCAAAAGACUGCAAAGGGAAAACACUGCCAAUUCCACAGUCGAUUGUGCAAACAUACUGCCAUAUAAAACAACUGCUGGAAGACAGCCGGGUUAUCCAGGACCAGACCAACUUGGUUCUGGUAACCAUUAACAACACAACAGUGUCUUCUUGGUUGCAUCAAAGACAGAAAAGGGCUGACCGGGACUCACUUUUGAAGGAGGUACAGCUUCCCCAGGUCUCUGCAGCUAGGGAGUCCUUGCCAAAAGCAAGAGAACUCCCGUCUGCACCUGGGGAACAUGGACAUUUGGUGAUGGAGUUCCAGGAGCCAGAGAAUAAGGAGGGCCAGGCAGUGAUACGCCGGCGCCAAAGCGUCAAAACUGGCUGUCCUCCUAGGUUGUUGCCUGGUUCUUCUGCCUCCUCCUCCUCAUAUGAGCAGGGUCCUCUGCCGCCUGCCCCAUCACCAUCACCUGCCUCCUCCUCAUAUGACCAGGGUCCUCUGCCGCCUGCCCCAUCACCAUCACCUGCCUCCUCCUCAUAUGACCAGGGUCCUCUGCCGCCAGCCCCAUCACCAUCACCAUCACCUGCCUCCUCCUCAUAUGAGCAGGGUCCUCUGCCGCCUGCCCCAUCACCAUCACCUGCCUCCUCCUCAUAUGACCAGGGUCCUCUGCCGCCUGCCCCAUCACCAUCACCUGCCUCCUCCUCAUAUGAGCAGGGUCCUCUGCCGCCUGCCCCAUCAUCAUCACCUGCCUCCUCCUCAUAUGAGCAGGGUCCUCUGCCGCCUGCCCCAUCACCAUCACCUGCCUCCUCCUCAUAUGACCAGGGUCCUCUGCCGCCUGCCCCAUCACCAUCACCUGCCUCCUCCUCAUAUGACCAGGGUCCUCUGCCGCCUGCCCCAUCACCAUCACCUGCCUCCUCCUCAUAUGACCAGGGUCCUCUGCCGCCUGCCCCAUCACCAUCACCUGCCUCCUCCUCAUAUGACCAGGGUCCUCUGCCGCCUGCCCCAUCACCAUCACCUGCCUCCUCCUCAUAUGACCAGGGUCCUCUGCCGCCUGCCCCAUCACCAUCACCUGCCUCCUCCUCAUAUGACCAGGGUCCUCUGCCGCCUGCCCCAUCACCAUCACCUGCCUCCUCCUCAUAUGACCAGGGUCCUCUGCCGCCUGCCCCAUCACCAUCACCUGCCUCCUCCUCAUAUGACCAGGGUCCUCUGCCGCCUGCCCCAUCACCUGCCUCCUCCUCAUAUGACCAGGGUCAUCUGGCACCAGCCCCCACUCCUGCCUCAUCAUUGUACUGGCAGAGUCCCCCUCCACCAGCCUCUACUCCUGCAUCAUCAUCCUGGCAGUGUCCCCCUCCACCAGCCCCUACUCCUGCCUCAUCAUCAUCCUGGCAGAGUCCCCCUCCACCAGCCCCUACUCCUGCCUCAUGGUACUGGCAGAGUCCCCCUCCACCAGCCUCUACUCCUGCAUCAUCAUCCUGGCAGUGUCCCCCUCCACCAGCCCCUACUCCUGCCUCAUCAUCAUCCGGGCAGAGUCCCCCUCCACCAGCCCCUACACCUGCCUCAUGCCCCUACUCCUGCCUCAUCAUCAUCCUGGCAGAGUCCCCCUCCACCAGCCCCUCCUCCUGCCUCAUGGUACUGGCAGAGUCCCCCUCCACCAGCCUCUACUCCUGCAUCAUCAUCCUGGCAGUGUCCCCCUCCACCAGCCCCUACUCCUGCCUCAUGGAACUGGCAGUGUCCCCCUCCACCAGCCUCUACUCCUGCCUCAUCAUCCUGGCAGUGUCCCCCUCCACCAGCCCCAUACCCUGGCUGGUCCUCACAGCUGCCACCACCUCCAACAUCCGGGCAGUCAUUGGCCCAGAAAUGACAAAGACAGGUAAACCUGACAGUUACUGGGCAUCUAUCCUGCACCAGUAUGCCCAGGGGAAAUACAAAUUUACUACUGGCAAGAAACCGGGGGCCAGGAAAUGGAAGGCUGUAAUGAAGCGCAUCGACACCUGUCCACUGACUCCCGUCUUCAACCAAAGACCUCGGGAAUACACCAUCUUUGGGAAAAAAAUCCUUUGCCAAUGUGGCUAUCAUAAGUCAGCUGAGCAGGCAGGUUCCUCAGGGAGCCAGCAAACAGAGGGAGAGAGCGGCUCAAUUGCAGGGAGGCCACAGACAGCCCCCGCAACGCAGAGCAGUUCAGCUGCCUCCGCAACGCAGAGCAGUUCAGCUGCCUCCGCAACGCAGAGCAGUUCAGAUGCCCCCACAAUGCAGAGCAGUUGGAGCAGGUCAGCUGCCCGCGCAACGCAGAGCAGUUCAGCUGCCUUCGCAACGCAGAGCAGUUGGAGCAGGUCAGCUACUUCCGCAACGCAGAGCAGGUCAGCUGCUCCCGCAACACAGAGCAGCUUGAGUGCAAGUAGACAGACUGCAGCACAGAUUAAGUGUGCUCUUUGUAGCAUUGACAUUAGUGGUGACAAGUUCUCUGAACACCUAUCUGACUUCCACACAGACGAAUGUUGUGAGCAGUGUGGAAGAAAGGUAAGUGGUGCAGUUGGGCUGCUCCACCAUAUUGAGGAACACCAUCAUAAAUUAUCAAAACAACCUCAACUACCAUGCCCACCACCACCACAACAACCUCCACCACCAUCACGACAACAACCGCCAUUUCCACCACCACAACAACCUCCUCCUCCUCCUCCUCCCACAUCUCCACAUGUGAUCAUCCUGAGGCCACCGGAGGUCAAUUGGGUGAGUUUUCUCCCCAAACAGUUCAUGCGGGUAAUCCAACCAGCCGACCGGGAGUGGAUUGCCCAGUGCCUUUAUGACCCCGCAGGACAGCUGAAACAACAGUUAUCACAAAACUGGUUCCAUCCACCCAAUCCACCAAAACCAGCAACAACACUACCUGAUCCAAUGACAUACUUCAGGCAGCGGAUGUUUCUGUGGGCACCGAUGCGGAUGUGGGGUAUUCCACUUAAGUGCCAUCAGUGCAAUACUAAGAUGCACCACUCCGGCAUUUACACAAAGGUACGGGAGGUCAUUGACCUUGACUCCAGGUACUACUUGGUCGGCGGAGAAUAUCCUCGGUGCAUACUGAGAUGUUAA
This is a messenger RNA of Sebastes umbrosus (honeycomb rockfish), 4955 nucleotides long. Its product is annotated as nascent polypeptide-associated complex subunit alpha, muscle-specific form-like. Lineage: Eukaryota; Metazoa; Chordata; Actinopteri; Perciformes; Sebastidae. The transcript is spliced from 10 exons. Bases 528 to 4955 code for a protein of 1475 amino acids. The record is from RefSeq and is a predicted model, not a curated record.